CUCGCGUGAACUUGUGUACAACGUCAUCACCCCCUACUAGGGGCCCUAGUAACAUCGGUAGCGUAUUGGGGAGAUAAAGCAACAAGAUGGGUUUGCUGUCAAUCCUUCGGAAGCUAAAGAGCACACCAGAUCAGGAGGUUCGGAUCUUGUUGCUGGGUUUGGACAACGGGGGAAAGACCACUCUGCUGAAACAACUGGCUUCCGAGGACAUCAGUCACAUCACCCCCACACAGGGCUUCAACAUAAAGAGUGUUCAGUCUCAGGGUUUUAAGUUGAAUGUGUGGGACAUCGGGGGACAGAGGAAGAUCAGACCCUACUGGAGAAACUACUUCGAGAACACUGAUGUGCUGAUUUACGUCAUCGACAGUGCAGACAGAAAGAGAUUUGAGGAGACGGGGCAGGAGUUGGCUGAGCUGUUGGAUGAGGAGAAGCUGAGUGGGGUUCCAGUGCUGAUAUUUGCCAACAAGCAGGACCUGCUGACGGCAGCCCCAGCCUCUGAGAUCGCUGAGGGACUUAACCUGCACACCAUCCGGGACCGCGUCUGGCAGAUCCAGUCCUGCUCUGCCCUCACCGGGGAGGGGGUACAGGACGGAAUGAACUGGCUCUGCAAGAGUGUCAAUGCUAAGAAGAAGUAGCACAGAUGUCCGUUUUCACACACCCCUGAGCCUUGGGGAGGACGGGGUGUACCUGUGAAUGUACACACUAAAUCAACAUGGACUUGAAGAGAGUUUUUAACCGCCUGGCUGGCCUCUACACAUUGUUUACUAAACUACAACUCUCGCUAGAACUACAACUUCCAUGUUGCUCUUCAAAAUGGAGUGGGGGUACAAAGGGAACUCAUCCCAGGAGACCAGAGACCCCCCUCCCCAGCCUAACCAUCCCACCUCCACCCUGUCAAGACAUUCCAGCCUAACCAUCCCACCUCCACUCCUUCAAGACAUCCCUCCCCAGCCUAACCAUCCCACCUCCACCCUGUCAAGACAUUCCAGCCUAACCAUCCCACCUCCACUCCUUCAAGACAUCCCACCCCAGCCUAACCAUCCCACCUCCACUCCUUCAAGACAUCCCACCCCAGCCUAACCAUCCCACCUCCACUCCUUCAAGACAUCCCUCCCCAGCCUAACCAUCCCACCUCCACCCUGUCAAGACAUUCCAGCCUAACCAUCCCACCUCCACUCCUUCAAGACACUCCACCCCAGCCUAACCAUCCCACCUCCACCCCUUCAAGACAUUCCACCCCAGCCUAACCAUCCCACCUCCACUCCUUCAAGACACUCCACCCCAGCCUAACCAUCCCACCUCCACUCCUUCAAGACACUCCACCCCAGCCUAACCAUCCCACCUCCACUCCUUCAAGACACUCCACUCCACCCCAGCCUACCCAUCCCACCUCCACUCCUUCAAGACAUUCCACCCCAGCCUAACCAUCCCACCUCCUCUCCUUCAAGACACUCCACCCCAGCCUAACCAUCCCACCUCCACUCCUCCAAGACAUGCCAGAUCUUUAUACUGUCCUUCACCACAAUAUCAGCCUAUUCACUCACUCUUUACAGGUUGUCCUGGAGACCCAGCUCUCUCUUCUCUCUCCUAGCUUGGGUGCCAGUCUCUUUAGCUUACAUUCCACUCCUUGUACUCUGUGUCAUAUUGCAAAGCAUGCCAGGAGUGGAUUGAUAGCCAAAGAGACUGUUAUCCAGACUCUCAUCACUCUCUCCCUCAUAUUCUCCUUCGUUCAGUUGUUUUUAAUUCCAUGACAAGCUCCUUUCUUGCUGCAGUUCUGUUUGAAGUGAGGUAUAUUUUUGUAAUUCUUUAUUUAUGGUGAAGUAGAGGGUAAUAGCGUACUGUGAGAUGCUCGCAAACGACAGAAACAGUGUGUGGUUACUAGGAUGACAGGGAAACAUUGAAUACUGUGCUUUACUCCCCUGUGAAAACGGUUAUGCGUGUUAAUAUGUAAAAAAAAAUAUAUAUAUAUAACAAGACAAAUAAAUACACUUUAGGGCUAAUCUGAAAUGGCACCCUGGUACCUGAAUAAUGAACUAGUUUUGGCCGCAGCCCAUUUGAGUAGAGCUCUACAAAGCGAAUAGUGUGCCAUUUCGGACAAAGCCUAUUCAAUCAAAUGGGAAAAAAUACACAUUUUUUGAUGAUAAAUUAGGCACUAGGGCACGAAGGGGUGUGGUAUAUGGACAAUAUACCACUGCUUAGGGCUGUUCCUCUGCACGACGCAUUGCAGAGUGCCUGGACACAGCCCGUAGCCAUGGUAUAUUGGUCAUAUAUCACAAACCCCCGAGGUGACUUACUGCUAUUAUAAACUGGUUACCAGCGUAAUUAGAGCAGUAAAAAUAAAUGUUUUGCCAUGGCUGCCAGCAUUCAGGGCUCAAACCACCCAGUCUAUAAUUGUAUAUAACCCCUAUUCAUAUGUUAUGUGCAAAUAGUAGAGUGCGUAUUAGACCUGUACUAUGUAAUCUAGCAUAUCUGCAUAUGUCAUAGGUGUUGAUUGAUUUUAACCGGGUGUAUGGCAAUGUAUUUUUCGGUGUGAUGCAUUGUCUUUGGUUUUAGAGGGCAUUUACACAAAAGGCUUUUUCUUUUUGAAUGUGAUCUGUCCAAGGAUUGAAGGUACGUGAAUAAAAUGUGAGGGGGGAAAAAAGAGAGCAUUGUUUUCUGUCCUGGCUGUAGAGUGGUAGUAUAAAGAGGCCCCAGCCAAAACACACAGUUGUGUGAGAUCCUGUGGAGGACUCCACCACUUUACCCCAGACAACACCGCCACCUGCCCAGACCCAUGUCAUUGCCAGUCCCUGGAGACCCCACACCAGAGGCCUCUCCAAAACACUAGUGCCACACACACGGCAGGUGGGGUCAGCUGAUUUUGACAUUUACAGGGCCCAGCUGGUCGGGCCCCUGAAUGGGCCUGCUCUCUCUGUGUGUCGUGGCGUGCAGCCUUUACAGUUAGCCUAUCCACUCUACCACAUGACUCCUACAGGCCUAAGUACUAAAGUCAGACCAUAGCUGUUUUUUGGUUGGUUUAGGCCUGCUGCACAUAGUUGUGGGUGUGUCACAUCUGCUACAGGGGAGAGAGCACUGGCCAUAAAACACUGACGUCCAGCUGUGUGUGAGCGAGAAAUGCAUUCUGAGGGCCUGUGGCUGUGGGACUAUAAAAUGUCUCUGCUCUUACAAAGACUCAUUGUGAAACUCUUCUUUCUCUCGCCUCUCCUCUCGAUUCCUACAUGGGCCCCAGGCACUGUGUGAUUACAUAUGCUGCUAACUGUAUGUGACUUUCCGUCAAAGUGUCUGAUAAAUGAGAUCUUUAUUGUUUGCUUCGAGACGUUAAUCAACGUGUUGUGGUCUUUAAAUCUCUGGGCACAGAGAGAGGCUCCGUCCCAAAUGGCACCCGAUGUCCAACCCUAUGGGUCCUGGUCAAAAGUUGUGCACUACAAAGGGAAUAGAGUGCCAUUUGGGCCCAGAGGCGGGGCUAAAUCUCUUUAAGGCCUGUUAUCUUCUACACAAGUCUAUUUGAAAGCUCUGAAUGAGAGAACACAAAGUUCUGUGGUUGUUUUAUCUGUGCAUAGAAGUGGUGUGUGGGCGACGUGAGGAGCCAGACGGGGGAGUGUGAUGCCUAUCUUUGAGGCGACAGGACUGCUGCCUUUUUCUCCUUGUGAAUCAGACAGCUGUUCUACAGCUGUGUGUGUUUGAGAGGCAGAGAAACCAACCAGUCAAGUCCCUAACCACCAAGCUUCACACUGGCCCCUUUCUCUUCAACUCAUCAUGGCUGAGUUACUACGAUGACAGAUGAAACAGGAAACAGAUUUCAUAUCCCACCAACAGAUAGGAAAGAGGUGGGUGUUGCACAGAAGGUGAAUACAUAAGAAUGUGCAUCACUUUAAAGUGUGUUACGAUAAAUCAAACCAUACACUCUCAUUGUUUAUUGGUAAUACAGUCUUGGGGGUCAUGGAGUCUUGUGAGUGAAGAUGUGGGAAAGGAAAUGGACACCUGUCUACUGGGCUAUACCACCUCCUGGGCUUUUUGCUUCCUUUGUGUUUUUGGUAUGUUUUAAAUUGCAUGGUUGUGAAUGUUACCGGGCCAGAGGCCACCCUGAAAAGGUGAACUUGUGAAACCAUGCCUUAAUUAAAUAAAUGUUUGAAAACCA
This is a messenger RNA of Salvelinus fontinalis (brook trout), 4138 nucleotides long. RefSeq names its product ADP-ribosylation factor-like protein 3. The record is from RefSeq and is a predicted model, not a curated record. Gene Ontology annotation, molecular function: GTP binding; GTPase activity. Gene Ontology annotation, biological process: cilium assembly. Lineage: Eukaryota; Metazoa; Chordata; Actinopteri; Salmoniformes; Salmonidae. The transcript has 6 exons. Gene Ontology annotation, cellular component: cytoplasm; microtubule cytoskeleton. The coding region runs from base 87 to 635 and encodes 182 amino acids.